GCAGGGUUUUGUGCGCAACCAGGUGACCAGUAUCGCUCUCAGCUGACUUUUGAUGUGUUGCUGAUGCUUGAUUAUCGAACAGCUGGCCGUUCAUUGAAUCUAUGAAUUAUGACUUACCUUAACUUAUAAUCAUAGUGUGGAUUGGCCAUUCUGUACUUCUUAGGUGAAAACAUUGUGUUUGUGCACUUCACUUCAUCUGCAAGUGACUUGAGCCGCUGCAAGCAUGACAGAAUUUUGGCUGAUUUCUGCACCUGGAGAGAAAACAUGCCAGCAGACAUGGGACAAACUGAAUGCUGCAACUAUAAGAAACAACAAUCUGUCAUCUAACUUCAAAUUUUCUAUUCCUGAUCUUAAGGUUGGAACUCUUGAUGUGCUAGUGGGAUUGUCAGAUGAACUAGCCAAGCUCGACUCAUUUGUUGAAGGAGUCGUAAAGAAGGUGGCUCAGUACAUGGCUGAUGUGUUGGAGGACAGCAAAGAUAAAGUUCAGGAGAACCUUUUGGCUAGUGGAGUUGACUUGAUUACCUAUAUAACUAGGUUCCAGUGGGACAUGGCCAAGUACCCAAUCAAACAGCCUCUGAAAAACAUUUCAGAAAUCAUUGCAAAGCAAGUAACGCAGAUUGACAAUGACCUUAAAACAAGAGCAUCUGCUUACAACAGCCUCAAAGGAAAUCUUCAGAACUUGGAACGAAAAAAUGCGGGCAGUUUGCUGACCAGGAGUCUGGCUGAUAUUGUAAAAAAAGAUGAUUUUGUACUUGAUUCGGAAUACCUUAUUACUUUAUUGGUGGUUGUUCCAAAGACAAAUCACAGUGACUGGAUGAAGAAUUAUGAAAUGCUAGCUGAAAUGGUGGUACCGAGAUCAAGCUCGAUACUCACUGAGGACCAGGACAGUUACCUUUGCAAUGUCACCCUCUUCAAGAAAGCAGUUGAUGACUUCAAGCACAAUGCCAGGGAAAGCAAGUUUAUCGUUCGUGAUUUUCAGUAUAAUGAGGAAGAGAUGAAAGCAGAUAAAGAGGAAAUGAACAGACUUUCAACUGACAAGAAGAAGCAGUUUGGUCCUUUAGUUCGAUGGCUAAAAGUGAACUUCAGUGAAGCUUUCAUCGCAUGGAUUCAUGUUAAAGCAUUACGAGUCUUUGUAGAAUCUGUCUUAAGGUAUGGUUUGCCAGUGAAUUUUCAAGCAAUGCUGUUGCAGCCCAGUAAAAAAAUGAUGAAGAAGUUGAGAGAAGUUUUGUAUGAAUUGUACAAGCAUCUGGAUAGUAGUGCAGCUGCCAUAAUUGAUGCAACAAUGGAUAUCCCAGGCUUAAACCUCAGUCAGCAGGAAUACUACCCUUAUGUCUACUACAAGAUUGACUGUAACCUGUUGGACUUUAAGUAGUGGAGUUUUGUCAUCUUGUAUUUUGUUUUGGCGUAUGAACAGGAAUGAAAGUGAAUAAAUACUACUCAAUAUACAAAUCAUUCUAACAGUACUUUUUAACUGUGGAGUAAUCCACAUUCUCCUAGCAGACCUUUGAAUUAUGUGAACUGUUGUGAUCCCUCACCAAAGGCAUCCACUUGAGAAAAGUGUGUGUUAUAGUGCUUUUAAUCAGUCAAGUAUUAUAAAUAUUCUUGGAAGAAGUUGAAAAUUCUAUUUAUGAACUGAGUAGACUAUUUAAACUAAAGGUCAUUCUUCAUAUAUGUAUAUGUCGUAGUGUGCUGUAAUUGCAUUCCCUUGCACUGUUCAUUAGAAAAAGAAAACAGCUUAAAGAAAGAAAAUAUUGUAAACUUUGUAUUAUUUUAUUCAUUGUCUUUAUUUGAUACAAAUAUAGAGAUAUUUACGGUCUUACCAUGAAUUGUGAUUAUAAAAAGUAUGUGAUGUACAGUUUGUGUAUUAUUUGAUGUUUUACUACGACAGUCUGCAAGCACUGGCAACAUAAACAUACAACAAUAAAACAACUGUGCUAAAUCUG
Messenger RNA from Protopterus annectens (West African lungfish), 1943 nucleotides. It is a transcript of the gene ATP6V1C1, whose product is annotated as ATPase H+ transporting V1 subunit C1. The transcript has 13 exons. Lineage: Eukaryota; Metazoa; Chordata; Ceratodontiformes; Protopteridae. Gene Ontology annotation, biological process: proton transmembrane transport. Gene Ontology annotation, molecular function: proton-transporting ATPase activity, rotational mechanism. The record is from RefSeq and is a predicted model, not a curated record. Bases 224 to 1372 code for a protein of 382 amino acids. Gene Ontology annotation, cellular component: lysosomal membrane; vacuolar proton-transporting V-type ATPase, V1 domain.